CACCGGAUGUCGCGAGUUGAAUCUGCUGGCUCAUCACCUGUCUGAGUUUUGCAAUUAGCGCACAGUUUAAUGUUUUUAAUGUCUUCUCCUCGGUGUUUCCUGGCUCUUUUCCACCAACAUUCUCUUUGCGGCGUUUAGUCGCCGUGACGACCGAGCUCCCGGACUGUGUGGACAGGACACAUCUGGAAGCAGCUCACAUAAAUGCUGAGAAAUGAGAUCAAGUGGCCAGAAGGUGUGAGUUGAGUCCCGGGGGGGUGCAGACGUCCAAGAAGGCUGCAGGCUGCUAAAGUGCUGACGCAGCUCCAUCAAGUUUAAAAGCUGCACUACUGCCACCAACAGGACUUAGGACCAGGAUGCCCUUCAGUCCUUCUAUGGAUGGAUUGAUGAAGAGCGAUAAAGCACGUGCCAGAGAAGGAAAGUGGGGGGACUGCAGUACAAGCAGGGUCUGGAUGAAUAACCAUGGCAACAGCAGCAGCAGCAGCAGUGGCAGCGACAGUGCAAGCGGACAUAUAAACAUUGCACAGGAGCGCAUCCAUCUGCAUCUACUCACUGGAUCAUCUCACUGCUAAAGGAGGUGAUGAGUCGCACUACAUCAUGUCUGAAGUUCAGGGCACGCUGGAGUUUUCCGUAGAGUUGCACAAGUUUCACAACGUGGAUCUUUUCCAAAGAGGGUUCUACCAGGUACGAACAGGAUUAAAGGUCUCCCCCCGGGUGCCCCACAGGGUGAUAGUGACCACUCAAGAUAAUGCAGGAGGCGAAUGCAGCUUCAGCUCCCCGGGCGUCUACGACGGCACGGCGUUCAGCCGGAUAUUUCAGAUCCUUUACAGAAACGAGGACAUCACGGUGAACGACGGCGUGAUCUUCAAAGUGCACCUGCUAUUGGACGGAGACAGGGUGGAGGAGGCCCUCAGCGAGGUGGACUUUCAGUUGAAGCUGGAUCUUCACUUCACUGACAACGAGCAACAGCUGGCAGACACGGUGGCCGUCCCCUUGAUCAGCAGUCGCACCCUCAACCUCCACUUCCACCCGCAGCGAGGCCUGCACCAUCACGUUCCCGUCAUGUUCGACUACUUCCACCUGUCUGUCGUCUCCGUUUCCAUCCACGCCUCACUGGUGGCCUUGCAUCAGCCGCUAAUCAGCUUCGCCCGCACAGGAAAAGGGUCCUGGCUGGGAAAAGGGUCAGCAGAGAGCACCAAUGAUCCAUCUGCAGUCUCAGUGGAGAACCUCGUGUUUGGAGCAGGGUACUGCAAGCCCAUCAUCUCGGAGGGGAGUUUUUAUGUGCCCAGCGAGGACUGCCUGCAGAGAGCUCACGUGUGGCAUCGAAGGCUCUGUCGCCUCCUGCUGGCCGCCCGUGGUGCUGUGAGAAGUUACUACACUGCUCUGAUGAAGGAGGUCCCUCAGCUGGAGCUCAUGUCGGACGACACAGAAGUCCUGCCUAUGGAAGAAACACUCAAUCAACUCACAAUCGAGCUGCAGGUGCAGGACAGCCCAGAGAAGGUGGCGGAGCAGAUCAGCAGAGACGUGGCUCACCUCUGCUCACAGUUGGCCGUCUUCUGGAGUUUCUUCUUGGAGAAAGUUGUGUUCAAUCCUCACAUCCUCUCUCAUUUGGCCCAGGAACAUCACACGCUCAGGGUGAGGAGAUUUUCUGAGGCGUAUUUCUUCACCGCACAUCCCAAAGAAACAUCUCUAACCUUCCAAGAGGAGCUCAUCGGCAGACAAGCUGAAGUAGCGGCAGAAGUGCGAGGCUCCGACUACCUGGCCAAGUUGCCUCCUCUGCCUGUGGAGUGUCUGGACAUCGAUGGCGACUGCAGCAGCCUGCCCAUCAUCUUUGAGGACCGAUACGUGGACUCCACUCUAGCAGCAGAAGUUGUUGUGCCGAGGUGCGGGGAACAGACUCUGUGGGAUCCUGCAGCCAAGAGGAGUCCGGAGAGAGAGGCGUGUCCUGAAGACGAGUGCAUGGACCUGACCACGUACGUGUCGCUCAUGGCCCGCCAGAGCGCAGCUGGCCAGGACGUGUCGGUCCCAGACCAGUACUGCGGUCCUCAGGCUCUCAGACAUUCUUCCAGAAGCGGAGAAAAGAAGACGGCGGCGGACCACGAGGUGAGCCUGAGCCAAAUGAGCGAGGACGACGAGUCUUCGGUGUUGGCGGGAAGUCUUCCUCUGGUCUGUCACCUUUCAGUCCUGUCUUCCUCCCCCGGUGCUCUCAGGAAGGAGCGAGCAGGUUCCGUCCUCUCCAAGAUAAUCAAGCGCUCCUCCUCGCUCAUAUCGGACUCGGGCAUCGAGAGCGAGCCCAGCUCGGUGGCCUGUCCCUCGGACGCCGCCCUGCCAGCUCGUGAGCGGGAGAUCCCCAGACACAAAGUCCUUCGGCGGCCGGUCCACCGCAGCUCCUUGGAAGGCCUGCAGGUGGACGGCAACAUCCAAGCCUCUUUGACGUCCAUCAGCUCGCUGCCUUACGAGGACGAGCAGUGUCAAGGCGGCAAGCUGACCAAGUCCAUGUCGGCGCCGCAGAUCAGCAGCCCGGACGACGAGGACCGCCUGCUCCUAGACCGGGACGUUCAACUCCUACAACAGCCGGAAGACUUUUCCUUGCACUCGGACAAAUCUCAGUCGUCCAGUUCAGUGACAAACUGGGGCGGUCGUCACGGCAACAAAGACAGUCAGGGGUCUGCGGAGGACGUCCGUCUUCCUCCUGACGACGACCCGGGCGUCUCGGUGGAGCAGAUCCGUCUCGGUGCCGGGAAGGAAAAUGUCCUUCAGAGAACUCAACAAGGCCGCGGCACAAACUCCGGCCUGGCCUUCGUCAACAAGAAGAUGGUGGAGGUGGUCAACAUGUCCUGCGCCCCAACAUGUCUGCCCUUCUCCUCCGUCCUCAGGGACUCGCCCUCCAUCAGCGGCCUGUCCACUCGCCACACCGCCUCGCCCAUUACCCAUCAGCCACUGGGCUCCUUUGGCAUCGUCUCCACCUUCGCCAGCCACCUGGGAAUGGACGACGGCAGCAACGAGCGCAUGAUCAGUUUCUCCAAGGCCAAAGAGGCUCAGUUUGCAGGCAUGAAGAACUUUGCCGGCAUGUUCUACUGCGACCUUCCUGUGCUGGCCUCACAACUUCCUUACUUCCCUCCUGAGGAGGAAGACGAGGAGUUUGAUGAUGGAAUCCACUUGGUGGUUUGUGUGCACGGCCUGGAUGGCAACAGUGCAGACCUGCGCCUGGUCAAGACCUUUAUCGAGUUAGGUCUGCCGGGAUCCAGGCUGGACUUCCUCAUGUCGGAAAGAAACCAGGUCGACACCUUUGCUGACUUUGACGCCAUGACGGACAGAUUGUUGGACGAGAUCAUCCAACACAUCCAGUUGUACAAUCUGACCAUAGGCAGGAUCAGCUUCAUCGGUCACUCUCUGGGGAACAUCAUCAUCCGCUCAGUGCUGACCAGACCUCGCUUCAGAUGUUACCUGUCCAGACUGCACACCUUCCUCUCGCUGUCUGGUCCUCACCUGGGAACACUUUACAACAACAGCACCUUAGUCAGCACAGGACUGUGGUUGAUGCAGAAGCUGAAGAAGUCAGGAUCUUUGCUCCAACUGACCUUCAGAGACCACCUGGACCCUCGUCACACCUUCCUCUAUCUCCUCAGCCAGAAACCAGGUCUGCAGUUCUUCAAGAACCUGGUGCUGGUGGCGUCCCCGCAGGAUCGUUAUGUUCCUUUCCACUCUGCCAGGAUAGAAAUGUGCAGAAGUGCGCUGAAAGACAAAACCACAGGUCCCGUCUACACGGAGAUGAUCAACAACCUCCUGCAGCCUCUCCUGGAGGUCAAAGGCUGUCGUCUGAUUCGUCACAACGUCUUUCACGCGCUGCCAAACACGGCCAACACUUUGAUCGGCCGUGCCGCUCACAUCGCCGUUCUAGACUCCGAACUUUUCCUGGAGAAGUUCUUCCUGGUGGCAGGACUGGACUACUUUAAAUAAUCGUCAUACAAGACACUGUAUGUAGGUCAUAUUAGCAUAUUAUGUACAUGUGUCAUCUUCAUACAAAUAUACUGUAUGUACAUUACAACAAUACAUGAGCAAUCAACACAUGUGACAUGUUGUCAAGUCAUCAUAAUACAACAUACUGUAUUAUGUCAUACAUUAUGUCCAGUCAUUACUGUAUGUAGAAUACAUUGAUAGGUUGGAGGGAUUUUUUAGGAAUCAAAACAGUAUAUAAACAAUUAAAUAAAACAACUUUGCAAAUAAAUAAAUUAGGUUCACAACUAGCAGUAACACAUAUUUUGUUUUAAUAUAAUAUUGAUGUAUUCCCUUGAAAGAAGCAGUGACUUGUAGCCAAACAAGAAUAUAUCAAAUAUUUACUGUAACUUUGUGAAACAAACUUCCUGUUAUUUGCCUCAUGGACACAACAUUAGGUACACACAACUCCUCCUUCAAGGCACGGUGUACCUAAUGUUGUGGCCUGACGUCACCAAACUGUUAUUUGCCUCAUGGACACAACAUUAGGUACACACAACUCCUCCUUCAAGGCACGGUGUACCUAAUGUUGUGGCCUGACGUCACCAAACUUUGACAUGGUCUCACUAUUGCAGGGGUGUCCAAACUUUAUCCACUGAGGGCCCCACACUGAAAAAUCAAAGCAAGUGGGGGGCCAUUUUGAUCAUGUUUAUUUUAAAAACCAAUAUAAUAUAUGUGUAACAAAUAUACAUUUCGGCCUCCAUUCAGUUAUGGUAAAAAAAAAUAUUAAAAAUGUGUCAUUAUUCAGUAUUUAAAAAAAAUAUAUUAUUCAAGUUUUAAAUCUCCAGAUCAACAUUAGGUCUAUCUGUCAAUAUAACGAUUUUAAAGAUUUAUGCUCUUUUUGUCACAAAAGGAAAGAUCACAAAAUAUGCAAUAUUUUCACGCAAUAACUUUUUAAAGUGGAAUAUUUGAGAUUAUAUAAUAAUUGGAGCAUUAAAAAGGUCAAUAACUCAUAACACCAUUGAUUUUAAUUCAUUAGUGGAGUGAAUUGUGAAGUGAAUUAUAUUUAUAUAGCGCUUUUCUCUAGUGACUCAAAGCGCUUUACAUAGUGAAACCCAAUAUCUAAGUUACAUUCAAACCAGUGUGGGUGGCACUGGGAGCAGGUGGGUAAAGUGUCUUGCCCAAGGACACAACGGCAGUGACUAGGAUGGCGGAAGCGGGAAUGGAACCUGCAACCCUCAAGUUGCUGGCACGGCCACUCUACCAACCGAGCUAUAUAUUAUUAUUUUUUGAGCAAUGACAUUAAAAAAACAAAUCACACUAAAAUGAUUGGAGAUCCAAAAGGGUUCUACUCAUUAAAGUGUUAGAAAAUAAAUUAUACAUUUUUUUUAUUCUUUACUUUUAACACAAUAAUCUCAAGUCUACUUCAGAUAUAUCCGUCAAUUAUACGUUUUAUUGUUGUUUAUGUUUUUGUUUGUUCAUUUUACGCCCUUCUUUAAAAAAAACAGCUCAGCUUUUUAUAUGGCGAACACAAAAUAUGUAACAUUCUCCCCGAAAAAUAUGAGUGGAAAAUUUAACAUGGCGUAAUUGGAGCCUUGAAUAGGUCAAUAAUUCAUAAUGACAUUCAUUUUGAUUCAUUAUUAUUUUUUUAAAGAAAGAAACAGCCUGCAUGGCAGCUUUGUGUUAUUAAACAUUGCAACAUGUUCUUGUUACAUUUCACCUGUUUGCUCUUUUAUACCAAUUUUUUAUUUUUUUCCAUAGUAUUUUUAAAAUGUGCCGUGGGUCCGUUAAAAAAUGACCUGCAAGCCGCAAAUGGCCCCCGGGGCCCCACUUUGGACACCCCUGCUCUAGAGCAACAUUAGGUCUAUCUGUCAAUAAAACGUUUUUAAAGAUUUAAGUUGAAUGCGCUUUUUGUCAAAGAAAAAUAUGUUUUUUUAUUGAAAAAAAACACAAAAUAUGCAAUAUUUUCACCCAAUAAAGUUUUUAAGAAGAAUGUUUGAGAUUAUAUAAUAAUUGGAGCCGGAAAACGGUCAACAACUCAUAACACCAUUGAUUUUAAUACAUUAUUAUGUUAUUGUGCAAUGACACUUCAAAAGAAAACACACUGAUCCAAAAGGGUCCUACUCAUUAAAGUGUUAAUAAAUAGAUUAUAUAUAUUUUUUUUACUGUUUACUUUUAACACAAUGGUCUCGAGAUCAACUUCAGAUCUAUCCGUCAAUUAUAAGUUUUGUUGUUAUGUUUUUUGUUUGUUUUAGGCCAUCCUUUUAAAAAAAAAAAAAGCUCCGUUUUUU
Molecule: messenger RNA, 6224 nt
Organism: Nerophis ophidion (straightnose pipefish)
Lineage: Eukaryota; Metazoa; Chordata; Actinopteri; Syngnathiformes; Syngnathidae
Gene: fam135b
Product: family with sequence similarity 135 member B
Exons: 24
Coding region: 595-3957 (1120 amino acids)
Source: RefSeq, a predicted model, not a curated record